Messenger RNA from Amphiprion ocellaris (clown anemonefish), 1416 nucleotides. RefSeq lists its product as uncharacterized. The coding region runs from base 89 to 1012 and encodes 307 amino acids. Lineage: Eukaryota; Metazoa; Chordata; Actinopteri; Pomacentridae. The record is from RefSeq and is a predicted model, not a curated record. The transcript is spliced from 2 exons.
CAAAGUCAGUCACUCAGUUGCUUCCUCCACCAGCAAACAGCCUCAACACUCUGCACAUCAACAGGUCGACAACUGAGCCCAACACAUCAUGGAGAACAGUUCCAUCAGUUUGGAAUCCAUCCAGGAGGCAGGAAUGCUCAGAUCAGGUGUUGUCAGAAACCCGUACCUGGCUGGAGGAUACUUGAUAGGAAGCUCCCUGCUGGGCCUCCUCGUCAUCAUCUGGGCCUUCUGGUACCAUCGCAGCAAUCUCAGCCUUUUUAAAAGAUCCUGCAUCAUGUCCUUCACCUGCCAGGAAAACAGCCUCAUGGGUGUUCAACUCAUCUACAGCUGUCUGUUGACUCUGCUCAUCAUGGAUGCUCUGAAUCUGAUCGUGACAUUAAUCUUUGGAGCUGCACUAGUUACGUUGUCCUGCUACAAUCCAAUCAACUGUCUUCAGGCCGAAAACAUCUGGUUCCUGUCCAGGUGGUUUGGAGUGAUUAUUCAUCUUGUGAACGCCUCGUUGUCCAUCUAUAAUCUGCAUCAGCCACUGAGUGUAGCCAGGGUUUGCAUCGCCUACUCAUUGGUUUCUGUGGUGAUUAUCAUUAUGGUCCCAGUUUAUCUGUAUGUCUACAAAGCACCCAUAUUCACUUUGGCUGCUUUCAUGUUUCUGUUUGCUCCGUCCGUCAUUGUAGCAUCUACAGCAUCUACCUCAUCCCCGUCCACUUCCACCCUGAAGAAACUGAUCAUAGUCGUUGCCAUGUGUAACUUCCUGGUUGUCUACAUCCCCACUUUCAUUCUCCAGUGCCUCGUGUACACCGCAGUCUACAUUUCUGACUUCUUGAAUUAUCGAAAUAUUUAUGCAGAUGUUCUGAUUUUCACAAACUUUCACCUCAUUUUCGAUGGACUCCAGUGCGCUUUAUUCCUGAAGUUGCCUUCUGGAGAAGAACAGCCACAGCAGCAAGAACAGCUACAACAGCAACAGUUGGGUUUCCAAAAUUCCGGAUUCACUGGUUCUACAAAUGUAUAUCAAUAGCAUCCAACAUCCCAACCACUGGUAGAUAACCUAGCAUUGUUUCACUAUUCAAAAUGAUUUCUGUCUUCAUGGACUGUAUCUGUUGGACAGAAGGGUGCAGCUCAUACUUUAUUCAUAUAGACCCUGAAUUUUAAAGAUGAAAAUCAGUUUCACCCUCUCUGACUUAAAAUGCAGCAUAAAGCAAGAAGAAAUGUGUGAAUACUUCCAUAAUGUACAGGCAGUGGAGAGCUGUAUAAAAUAAAGUUGAUGAAAAUAGCAGCAACUUCGAAAACUUCAAAAUAAAACAUCUGUUCAAUAUGUUGGUUUGUCCAAUUGCUUCAAGGUGGAGGGCACAUCUGAAAUAUGUUGGAAUUCCUACAAUGGUCAACUGAUCUGGAUGUAAAUACCCUCAAAUUAAAGCUGAA